Messenger RNA from Thermothielavioides terrestris NRRL 8126, 1653 nucleotides. RefSeq lists its product as uncharacterized. Lineage: Eukaryota; Fungi; Ascomycota; Sordariomycetes; Sordariales; Chaetomiaceae. The coding region runs from base 93 to 1556 and encodes 487 amino acids. Gene Ontology annotation, cellular component: mitochondrial inner membrane. The transcript has a single exon. Gene Ontology annotation, biological process: inner mitochondrial membrane organization. The record is from RefSeq and is a predicted model, not a curated record.
GCUCCUGCUCCCCUUCCCGCAGCGCCGAAUCUCGAGAUCCGAACUGCCUUGCAAGAUCCGCAAGCCCCCCUGGGCUGGAGCUGCAAGCCCCAAUGUCCGCCCACACAGCGUUUCGGGUAGCUGCGCGCCCUCUGCGUCAAGUAGCUGCCGCUGCAGCACCAAGACCGGCGUCGCAACUGCAGUUCACGCCGCCUUUAUGCCUCCGCUGCAGCAUCGAUGCUGGAGCCGCCGCCGCCGCCUACAAUCGCCGGGCCGCCCCAACCCGUGCCCGCCUUUUCUCGACCGCCCCUCCGCCGCCGAGACAGCCGCUACCACCCAGUCCCGAGGACCACAGCAGGACACCGGGGCCGGAGUCCACCGUCCCUGAAGAUGCCGCAGCGGCAAGCACACCAUCGCCUACCCCACAGCCAUCCCCCGAUCUACCUCCUCACUCCGAGCCAGAGGCCGCACCGUCUGCUGCCGAGUCCUCCCCUGCAGAACCUAGCUCCCCAGAUCCAGCUUCCGCGCCCUCCCAGACCGCCGACCCAUCCGCGCCGCCCCGCUCGAGCGACCCUCCCGACUCGUCGCUCCCGUCCUUCACCGAAACCCACCGCCACCCGCUCUCCGCCCGCUUCAGCACUUUCAUGGACAACCUCCAGGCGCGCGCGCUCACCGCCACCCAGAAGCUCAACGACCUGACGGGCUACUCGGCGAUCGAGGCGAUCAAGGCGCGCAACACGGAGCUGGAGCAGGAGCUGGCGGCGGCGCAGGAGCGGCUGCGCGCGGCGCGGCACGCCUACAAGUCGCUGACGGCGCACCGCGCGGCGACCCAGCGCGAGGUCACGACGCUGCUCGCGCGCAAGGACACGUGGAACCCGGCCGACCUGGAGCGCUUCACGACGCUGUACCGCAGCGACCACACGCUCGAGGCCGACGUGGCCGCCGCCGCCGCCGAGCUGACCGACGCCGAGACGGACGAGGCCCGCCUCAGCGCCGCCCUGACCGCCGGCAUCCUCAAGCGCUACCACGAGGAGCAGAUCUGGAGCGACCGCAUCCGCCGCCAGUCCACCUGGGGCACCUGGGGCCUGAUGGGCGUCAACGUGGUGCUGUUUCUGGUCCUGCAGUUUGUGGCCGAGCCGUGGCGCCGGAAGAGGCUGAUGAAGGGCAUCGCCGAGCGGGAGGAGGGGGUCAUGGAUGAGGUGAGGAGGGAGCUGGAGGAGGUGAGGGCCGCGCUGGCGGCGAGCCGGUUGCAUGAGCGGCAGGCGGCUGAGCCGGGGGCAAGCACUGCCGCGGAGGAGCCUCUCGCGGUGGAGGGGCACGGGACUGGUCCCGCCCCGGGCACUUCUUCCCUGGGUGUGACAGCGGAACAAGUGCCGAGGAAACCUUGGAAGGAGGUCCUGCUGGACUACUGGGAGGACCCGAAACGCUUCCAGGCAGACGUGUUGGAUCUGUACAGCGAGCGGAAGAUAGACUUGCGGAUGCGCGAUGCGUCGCUCAUCGCCCUCCAGGGGGCCGCAGCAGGGGCUACCAUCGCGGGAGCGCUCGCGCUCGCUUUGCUGCGGAGCACGAGCACAUGACUCUCCCCUCAGCGCUGAUGGCUCAGACUUUGUACAUGUUGUAUACAACCUAUGUACGCUAGACUUCAAUAGACUUGCAGUUAAUGACUUCAUGAGC